Molecule: messenger RNA, 962 nt
Organism: Cutaneotrichosporon oleaginosum
Lineage: Eukaryota; Fungi; Basidiomycota; Tremellomycetes; Trichosporonales; Trichosporonaceae
Source: RefSeq, a predicted model, not a curated record
CCAGCCUCGCCUCAAUCCCAUCUUAUCUGCUCCAGCUUUGUUUGUGUCACUACUCCAUUCGUCCAUCCAUAUCAUAACCAGCUCCCCACAUGUCGACGCGCUCCAUAUCCAGGACACCUUCGAUGGCCAGCCUCCCCGGGACGCCCUACAGCUUUGGCGGCGAGGAGGGGACUAAUGCCAAACUCCAGCAUCUCGCGACGCAGUUCGUUACUCACACGGUGACCACUCGCGCACAGCUCAAGGCACUCGGCGAGGAAGUCAGCCAGAUUUUAAAGAUGCAGGAAGAGGUGAAUUCUCUGGCGCGCGCACAAGAGUCUAGGCGCCAGAACCGCGUGCGUGCGCUCGCUGGCUUGGAACUGGUCCCCAUCACUCUCCGCGAUCCACCACCGAAACUUCCCGCGAUCUCUUCGCUUUCGGCGUUAGAGAAGAUGUCCGCCUCCGAGCUCACGGGCUGGUACGGGUACUACACCUCCGCGUCCACUCCGCCUCCCAGAGAACGACAAACCCUUAUUGCCGCACUCACCGCUGAGAUCGGCCUCUCGCCGCCCCCACCGCCUUCUUACGCGCAGGCUACCACACCUAUGCAGGUAGUCGCUAAGCCUGUUGUCUCCUUAGCCCCAUCGCCAGUGUUUUUGAAAUGGGCGGCUGUGCUGGGCGUGCUAGUUGCCAUCCUUGGCCUGAGCAUCGUCAACCGCGAUAAUGGCGCGCUCCAGAACAUACUGCAACAGAUCGUCCAGAUUAUCGGCCAGUACCUUCUUAAGACAAGCCUGUUCGUGCAGAACGCCAGUGUCAAAAUGCUCGCGGGUGCCGAAGCAUGGGGGUCGGCGCUGCGCGCAACGCGGGUCGGCACUGUACGUCUCGACAACCCCGCGUGAGGCAAGACCAACGAGUUUGUCAAUCGCCGGACCAAUGUUCUUAGAUUCAUAGAUGUUGCUCAUAUGGUGUAUGUACAGAUCGCAUCG